Messenger RNA from Danaus plexippus (monarch butterfly), 486 nucleotides. RefSeq lists its product as uncharacterized. Lineage: Eukaryota; Metazoa; Arthropoda; Insecta; Lepidoptera; Nymphalidae. The record is from RefSeq and is a predicted model, not a curated record. The transcript is spliced from 4 exons. Bases 1 to 351 code for a protein of 116 amino acids.
AUGUGUGACUGGUAUCCGGUCGGAAAAGAAGACAGACUUCCGCCUCACUCCUGCCUGUUCCUGGUCAUCCCGGAGGACGUCGCUAUGGGCUUCACCACCUACUAUGGCUUCGCUCCACGGAUUUUGAAAGGUAACGAUCACCGGGUCGGUUUCGGUUUCCGUUUCGGUAACCACGCGGACCUCCAAGUGCUUUACGAGUUUGGACCACAGCUCACGACGACUCCUCUACAGACUAAACGACUUCCAGGUGUGAGAUCAGCUCCCCGCCGCGAAAUCCGCCGACCUUUUCUAGAACUGCUGCUAAGAGCUGGGAUAUUGAGAUUAAAUGAGGUUCAACCUACAGACAGAUGAGGGUAGUUAGCGAAAUAUAGAGGCAGAGGAAAAAUUAGUCCAUAGAUAAUGUUUCUUGUCGAAUCAAAUAUAUUUGAAUUGGUAAUAACCGCUGCUAUGACGGCCACAAAAAAUAUAAUCUUUUCAUAAUUAAAA